Bolinopsis microptera is the source of this 2178-nucleotide messenger RNA. Its product is annotated as 2',5'-phosphodiesterase 12-like. The transcript is spliced from 9 exons. Gene Ontology annotation, molecular function: 3'-5'-RNA exonuclease activity. NCBI's taxonomy places the organism in Eukaryota, Metazoa, Ctenophora, Tentaculata, Lobata, Bolinopsidae. Bases 36 to 1598 code for a protein of 520 amino acids. The record is from RefSeq and is a predicted model, not a curated record.
AUAAUUUUACAGAUACAUGUACUGUAAAUGACAUCAUGAACCGUCUUGUGGUUCGUACCUUGUCAAAGAAUAGAUUAUGUAUACUUCUUCACCUGCCAUAUCAAACAAAACGCUUUGAUCGAUCAUCAAAUGAGACUGUGGAAGCAUUUGUCAACAGGAUAAAAUCAAAAUUACCCACUGAAGUUAAAACAGUAGCUCUCACUGACUGUAGAGGAACUACUGUUAAGAAAACUGUCGAGUUGUGUGAUGCUCUAAUCCCAACCAACCAAUUCGUUUGUAAUGACAUUGUUUAUGAGAUUUUGGUUGAUCCUCCUACUAUCGAAUCUCUAAAGAUUCCCAAUACACCAGUCGCAGGUCUGGCGAUCUCCCCCACAGUCAAAUUGAUAGAUUUGACCUUAAAUGACCUCACUUAUACUUGGGAGACUAAAGCUAAAGACAGUGAUUCAUGGGAACAAAUCUCAACUUCAGAGGUGCUAUUGCUGUAUCAAAAGCUGGUCGGAAAUGUUAUACGACUUUCGAGUAAAGCUGUGGGAGUAGAGACAGUUUUUUCUAAUGUUAUUGGUCCAGUAAUUGACGAUAAAGAUACCAACAUAUUGCUCUCAAGAGCUGUUCCAAUAGAAUAUGGUUAUACAAGACUUAUGUCCUACAACAUUUUGGCUGAUGUUUUUAUGGAAUCUAAGACAAAGCCAAUCACAAACCAUUUUCCUUACUGUUCAAAGAAGUACCAGGCCAGGGAAUACAGAGAGCCAAGAAUUGUGGCUGAAGUUUGGGCUCACAAUCCUCACCUGCUCUGUUUGCAAGAAGUUGAAGAUAAAACAUUUAGCAAAUAUCUGGUGCCAAUGUUGCAGUCGUACCAGGGACACAUUACAGUGAAAAAAGGAAGAUUCAAAGCUGGUUGUGCUAUUUUCUUUAAACUUGACCAGUAUGAAGAAUGCCAGUAUGAAAGUUUCCCUUUACCAGAUUUGUAUCAAGAAAACUCUCAAAUGUUGGACUUGAUCGACCUUGGUAACCAAAUGAACAGCAAAUUUCCAGAAACCUGGAGAGACAUAUCAAUCAGAUCGAUCAUGUCACAGAUAGUCGUUUUAAAAAACAAAGAAUCCAAGAAACUAGUAAUAGUUGGCAACACACAUCUGUACUGGAAUCCUAAAUACCACAUAAUAGCACUGUUCCACAUACAUGCCCUCUGUAGCAAGAUCCAGGCUGUUAGGAAGGUUUAUCAGAAGCAGGGGGAGGGUGUCAGUGUGGUUAUUUGUGGUGAUAUGAACUCUCAGACAACCAGUUUAGUUCAUGCUUAUCUCACUGAUGGAGUGGUCUCGCAGGUCGAGAAUGGGGACGAAUUGCAAAACUUCUUGCAUAAAAAUGUUCGGAAUCCUUUAAAACUUACUCUGGCCCGGGGUGAACCAAACUACACAAACUAUACUGCUGACUUUAAAGACGUUAUAGAUUAUAUCGUGUGUGAUGAAAAUUCAACGGUUGGCCACGUGACUCCAUCUCCAAAUCUGUCUGAUCUGGAGGAAAGUGAGGGAUGUCCUAGUGCUAUAUUCCCCUCUGAUCAUCUUCCCAUUAUAUCUGAUAUCUUACUUGCAGAUACUGUUUAGAUCUUAACAACUUUUAGCACUUUCUGUGAAAUAUUAAUUCCAUCUUUGACCGUGUAUGGACUAUUUUGUUGAAUUUGUAAAUUCGGGGAUUAGUUAUUAUUGAUAUUAUUCAGUAUGAUAUCAUAUUACAAACAGUUUUGUUUUAUUAAGUAAACAAUUAAAUGUGAUUUACAUUAUUAAUAAUUGAUGUGCUUUGGUUACGUGGUGUGAAUAUUAGUAAGUUUUAAUUUUAUAUACAGGGUGGCCCAUAAGUGACUACCCACACGCAACCUCUUAAUAACUCACGUAAUUCGUCUCCAAAUUGCACCAAAAUUUCAGAGAUUAUAGAUAUGGGUCAAACUUAGAUUUCCUGAAAGUUUCGUAAGCCACGCCCAAUUACAGUGGGCGUGGCGUGACACUCCCUCUUUUUCACUAUUGUCUUCAUAAAAUGAGAACGCUUUAAGCUAAGAACUCCAAAUUUUUUGCACACAUUUGGCUUGAUAAUUGAAAACCUUUCCCAAAGUUUCAAGUUCAUUGGUUAAAAUAUGGCUAAGUUAUGACCAUUUCAAAACUCAUCGGAUACGUGAUCCGAGCACUCAGU